Papilio xuthus (Asian swallowtail) is the source of this 1429-nucleotide messenger RNA. RefSeq lists its product as uncharacterized. NCBI's taxonomy places the organism in Eukaryota, Metazoa, Arthropoda, Insecta, Lepidoptera, Papilionidae. Bases 68 to 1429 code for a protein of 453 amino acids. The transcript has 3 exons. The record is from RefSeq and is a predicted model, not a curated record.
AGACGGUGGAACAACAUUAUGCAAUUACUAAAUGAUAAUCAAAACAAUAAAUAAAAGAAAAUAAGAGAUGAUUUUAUUAUCUACACCAACAUUAAUAUACGGCAUCUUUAUUAUAACAAAAUGUAUAAAUAGUUAUAUUCUACUGACAGCAAAUUUAGGUGACUUUAGAGUUAUGGCGAAGAAAAUAAUCCAAGGUAAUGUAGCAGAAAUACUAAGCAAGGUAAUAUCGAUUACAAACGAACAGAGUAUAAAAGAUGUAUCCAGUGACAAAAGCGAUUAUCUCGAUGAUUACAAAUCAAUUAAUUUAAGAAGAUCAUUUAAAACUGGCAACUCUGAAACUGAAGAAAGCGAAGAAGAAAUCAUAGAAGAAGCUAAUAGAUAUGUCAUAGAACAACUAGGAAAACAUAUAAAAGAAAGAGUUAUUGAUGAUUUAGUGACGAAAUUUUUAAGAAACAAAUUUAACAUUGACCGUACAUCUAAUACACAAAAAGGUAACAUUCGUAACACAGAAAAGAAACUACAAUAUCACAAAAAAUCAAACAUUAAAUAUAACAGAUAUGAUAAUAUCAAAAAAUCAACGGAAACAUCAAUGGAAAGUGAACAAUUGCAAAAUAAGCGUUGGAAAGGUAAAAAUUACGCUAAAAAUUUCAAUAAUGAAGUAAAAGAAAUACUUCUGAAAAGAAAACAACCAGAAAAUAAGCCAACACUUAAUCCAAAUGAAUUAAAAAGACCUCGCUAUACAAUAAAAAACAGUGUUAGAAAUAGACAAGUAAAAGGUAACGAGAUAUUCGUAAUUUUACAACCUAAACUCGAUUCUACUGAGAAAAAUACUCAAGAUAUUAAACAUGAGAGAAAAGAAAAAAACAAAAUAACUGAACGUGAUAAAACCAAAACAACAACUACAAGAAAAUUUAGAUUUAUUAAAAAAACAAGAAAAGAACACGUAACACCACAGUUAAGUAAUAAAGCAAAAGAAACUCAUAAGAAAACAAACACAUCAGAUGUUAUUUAUGAAAAAAUUAAACUAAAUACGAAUUACGAUAACAAUGAUUCCGAAAAAGAUGAAAAGAUAAAAGAGGCAAAAGAUAAAAGAAUCAAAAGUAACUUUGAGGGUACAAAAGAUAAAGUAAAAUUUAGCAAAGAAUCCGACGUAGUUAAAGCUAUUACAAGUUAUUUAUGGGUUGAUGGUGAAGACGAUGAUAUACAAGAGAAAGAACCAAAUGAAGGUAACAGUAAAGAAUUAUCCUCACGUAUAAUAAAAUCUAAAAAGAAACGUAAACAAACUACACCAUAUAAUUACGAAGUAUCACCAACUUUGGUAGAAAAAUAUGAUUUUGCCGAACCAAUACCAGAAAAAGACAGAAUAAGGGAAGUUAUAAAAACUAUAAGAAAACCACCAUCUCGAAUAAAUAAGAAACAGAAAGAGUAA